AUGAGUUCAUAAAAGAUUACAGAUUAUAAAAUACUUUAGGUAAUAACGAAAAAAUCAAAAGUAAAUGACAAAAUCCUUAAAAAAGGAAAUGAUGAUAAUACUUAAUAUGUCCCAAUGAGAAGUGUAAAACUUAUACAUCCACAAUAACCUUAAGAUAAUUAAUAAAAUGAUAUGACAAUAAUACCUGAAGAAUUCAGAGGAUACCAAGAGGCAAUUCAAAUCAAUUAAAGUGUUGAAAGAAACUAAGCACUGAUUUGUGAUUUAAAAUAAGAAAUGGGAUUUUCAAUAUAUGACACCAAAUAUUUAAAAAGAGCAAAUACAGAUAUUAAUUUCAAUGAUUUAACCUUAUACUUUUUGCAAUCAAUGAAAUUAUUCAAGUAAGAUAAAAAUAGCAAGAAUUUAGGUAAAUUAACAAACAAAUUACUUUAAGAUAAAAAUAAGGGAAAUAAUAUAAAUUUUCCAUCUUACUUAAGUAAAAAUGUAAAUAUUUUGUAUUUUUUCACUAUUAUUUUACACAUAAACAAUAUUUCAAUUUUGCUUUUGAAUUCCAUGUUUUGCUUAUUUAAAAACAAUUUUAAUAUUUUAUUUAUUGAGUUAUUGUAAAUAAUAACUUUAUCAAUAAAUUGCAUUUAUAAUUGGUAAAAAUAUAGAAAUGAUUUAUAUGAUAAGCUUUAAUUCAAUAAACAAUAAUAAUAUCGAAAUAUUAUAUUUAAUAUCAUUUAAAUUAUACUUAUAGUUCUUUUGGGAUUAAUAAUACAUUUUUAGAUUAUUUAAGAAUAUUUGAUAAUAUGCUUGAUAUUGUUAAAUAUGAUUACUAUAGAAUAAUUAAGUUAAACCUAAUAUAUGUUGGUUUAAGAAAGUAUGAUUAAAUUGAUUUUGUUGUCAUUUUAAUAAUGUCAUUUAUAUUGUUGUGCUUAUCUAAUUUUAGUUAGUGAAGAUUUCAAUUUUUAUAAUUUUGACGAACAAUUACAUUUAUACUUGACAAUAUACUUAAGAUUCUUUGGUUAUAUGGUUGGUAUAGAUCUUUCAUUAUAAAAUAUUGAUUCAAAUAUUGAAAUAAUAAUAUUUAUAUUAUACACUUGGAUUAUAUUUUUGAUAAUUAAAUAUAAAUUUGUGAUUCAACUUUAUUUACUGGUUUAGGUUUAGAAGACAAAUUUUAAGGAUAGAAAGAAUAUGAUUGACUUUUUAAACUUUUUAAAAUCUUUAAAUAUUAGUAGUUCAAAGAUAAGAAAAUUGUUUAAUAAAAUUUAAUAAUAGCAAGUUUAAUAAAGAUCAGUUGGUAAAAUAAAGAAUUAUAAUUUUUUAUUAAAUUUAUAUGGGAUAAAGGAAUCAUUAAGAUAAUAAAUAAUUUAUUAAGAUAAGAUGAAACAUUUGAGAUAAUUUAAUUUAUUUAAUAAAUUAUCAAGAUAAAGUUUAAGUAAUUUAACAAAUAUAAUUGAAAUAUAGUAUUAUCGAAAUGAAGAGAUAAUAAUAAACUAAGAUGAAUUAGAUGAUUGUUCAAUUUAUAUAAUAAAAAGUGGUUAAGUGGAAAUAAGUUUUAAGAAUUCUAAAAAUGGGAUGAUUGGAAUAAAGCUUUUAGGAAUUAAUGAAUGUUUUGGAUAGAUAGGAUUUUUGACUGGUUUAGCUAGAAGUGCUUCAGUAAGAAGUAUAGGAGAAUCAUGUAUUUAUAAAUUAGAGAGAUCAAAUUUUUAAUAAAUAAUAUAGAAUAAUAAUAAUGAUAAAGUAAAUUGAUUAAAUAAUAAUAGGAAUUAGUAAAUGUGAUAAGAAAUGAAAUAAUAUUUUCAAAUGAAUAUGGAAUAGUUGGAAUGAAAUGUUAUAAUUGUUAAUGUUCAAAUCAUUUGAUAUAAAAUUGUCCAUAAUUACAUUUGGAAGUUUAGAAAGAAUUAGUAAUAUUGGAUUUAUUGGCUCCAUCUGAUUAAAAAAGACAUAAGUGUAUUUAUGAGAAUUUAAAUAAGUUAAAAGAAGAGAUGCAAAGAGUUCGAAUACAAAAUUUAGUGCAUUGAAUACUUAAGUGAAAUGUUAAGAGUUUUAAGAAGAUUAGGGAUAUGCAUCAUCUUUGGGAGAGACAGAUCAUACAAAUUAUUAAUAGAAUCAAUCUCAUUAUACGAUAACAUAAUCAUCAAUUAAUUAUCCAUCAAAAAUUUUAGGAUAGAAAUUAUCAUUAAGACCAUCAACAAUAGAAAAUUUAUAAGCAUUAGAUAUAUAGGAAUAGUAAAAGGAAUAAUAGUUUAGAGAAAUUGAUUAAAUAUUUAUAAGGGCAAGUAAUCCAAAAGGUACAACAUCAACAGCAGGAUUUGGUUAUAAAGAAUAGUCUUCUUAAAAGAGUCCUAAGACAGAGAAUAUUAAUAAUAUUAUAGAUGAAUAGCCAAGUGAAGAUUCAAGCGUAUAAAGUUCUUCAUUUUCAGAUGAUUAAAUAUCAAGAACUUCUAAAUAGACAUUGGAUUAAAAACUAAGACCAAUGAAAUCAAGUAAUAAUAAUAGAUCUGAAAAAUAUUCAUAAUAUAGAAGUGGUGUAAGUAGUAUAUCUAUUAAUAAUACACCAAAACAUUCAUAGUUAUCAAUAUUAAAUACUUUUACUCUAAAAUCAGAUAUGAAUAACAAUGUUUAAUUAAGUGGAGGAACUAAUCAUGGUUCAUAGAAAAUGAUUAGUACUUUACAUUUAAGAGAUAAAGAGGAUCGUUAAAAUACAUUGACAAUACCUGGAGGCAAUAAUAAUAUGUUAUAGGUUCCAUCUAAAAGAAGUUUAAUAAAUCCUUUAUCUUAAUUAAAUUACGAAAUGUCUCCUUUUGUUGCAUUCCCCUAACAUGUAUAGAUUGAUUAUGAAUAUAAAAGCAUCCUCCUAUUUGUAAUGAAUUAUAAUGGAGUCCAAUUGAAAUAGAUAAAUAUUAAAUAUUUAAUACUUUCUAUCCUCAAUAUAAUGUAGACGUAGUCAUUGAUCAUUAUCAUAUGCUGAUGAAAAAUUAUAAAGAUACUAAUACAAAAAGAGUUAAAUCAAAUAUUAAUGAAUUAUUUAAAUUUAAUACUUUUUGA
Molecule: messenger RNA, 3030 nt
Organism: Paramecium sonneborni
Lineage: Eukaryota; Ciliophora; Oligohymenophorea; Peniculida; Parameciidae
Source: the annotation of a GenBank genome assembly